CCGCCUGUCUCUCGGCUUCCUGAGGGCGCAGUCUACCCCGAACGAACGCUCGACGCAAUGCUUACCUCCUGGUUGGACUCUAAAGCAACUCUACCGGACGGCAUAGCGGCUACGCCUGGCCCCUCUGGAAGUAGGAUGUACCAGUCCCAGGAGCGCGAUCUUCUCCACCCUUUCAGCCUCUUGAUCCGGCUCGAUCAGCUCCUGGCCUGCCGCCCUCUGGGCGCGUCGGCGGCAGAAAUGGUGAAGGACGAAACGAAACAGCCAAAACUUCCAGCUCCGUUGUGGACCUCCAUCAGCAUGGCGGUUCUGCUCUCGCUUGACUACUGCCUUCGCAGGCACUGCAAAGGCCAGACUCAACCGCAGAAUAUAGAAACGACAGUUGAGGCCCUGACAAAUCGGAGCCAUCAAACUGACAACAGCGAAAAUUCGGAAUCGGGACCUCCGGAACUGGAUUUACGGCCUGAGCACAUAUUACUCGCAGUCAGUCCAGCCAAUUGUCUGGUGAUCUUCCGUCGAAGUUCCGUCCACUACAUGAACCUUGAUUAUCUUGCUUCUAAGAAAAAUGAACGGCAGCCAAGGUUGCCACUCCAAUUAGGUUCCGCUCGUAAAAUCGCGCAGAUUGCUCACACCGGUAUUGCCUACAGACUACCUGACGCUUACGCUGUCGGGACGGGAAGCAGCGUACUCGAGCGAUGA
Molecule: messenger RNA, 696 nt
Organism: Protopolystoma xenopodis
Lineage: Eukaryota; Metazoa; Platyhelminthes; Monogenea; Polystomatidea; Polystomatidae
Source: the annotation of a GenBank genome assembly